UUGCUAAGCUAUCUUGUGUAGACGUUCUACAGGGUGAUGAAGAAGAUGUAGUUAGUCGGCCCUUAAAUACAUAACGUUGUUCGAUUUAAAACGUAAAUUUUGUGAGCCGGGACAAAACAAUCACCAUGGCCGGUAUUAGGAGAGUUAACGGAAAAUUAUCAGGAAUUAGCCCAGCUGUCAGUUGCAGUCGCCUGCGUCAGGUUCAGUCUCUGCUCUGUGAGGGUGGCAUUGCCACUCCUGAUGGCAUCCUGUGCUCUCUUGGAAUUGACAGCAGAUAUAAUGAGGGGUGCACUGAGCUGGGGAAAUACCUGUUCUAUGGACUAUAUGAAAGAAAUCAGCUGAAUCUUGAACAACUCCUCGAGGAGUUUCCUGAUGAAAUGCUGGAUGAUGUAAUUCUGCUGAUCAAGGCGGAUUCUGUUCAUCUGUACUGCAACCCAAUGAACUACAGUUACCUGUUGCCCUACGUGUCCCACUGGAGGAACCUGCAUCUCUACUGCAUGACAGAGGCGGAGUAUGAAGAUGAGGAAGCAGCAGAAGAAUUCAAAAUCUCCAGUUUUGUCACGAUGGUGCAGGACUGCUAUCGUAUUGGUGUACCUAACAGCUCCCAGGGUCACAUCCAGAGGUUUGACAUGUUUAUGGUGGAAAAGUGGCCCCUGAUUCAAGCAUUCGCCCUGGAAGGCAUCGGUAGAGGGAGCUUCUUUACCAUGAAAUACAAGCUAAUGGACAUGAGUGAGAAGCUGUGGCAGGUUUACAGCAGACUGGACCCGGUGUCCCUGGAUAAUCUCCUCACAGAGGACUUGGUGAACUUUGAGAAGCAGUGGAGCGGCUUCUUCUCCAGCAUGGACCUGGAGAGCCAUCUGUCCAUCCUGGAGCUCUCUGAAGCACAGGCAGGAGAGGCAUUCCGUACUUAUUACUCUCAUGGACUGAUCUCAAGCAACAUCACAGAUAAAAGUAAAAGUCAGCAGCCCUUUGUGCUGCUUGGAAAGCAUUCCUCCUCAGAGGAUUUGGAGGGUUAUUCGUUCAACUUUCCCUCAGAGAGUCAUCAGGUCCGCAACACAGGACCUGAGGGUUCUGCAGCCAGACACAUGAUUCUGCAGUGUGUGGCUCCCAAAGGACCUCUAGCCUGCUCUCGGACCUAUUUCUUUGGGACCACCCACUCUCCAUACCUUGGAAAUCAGAACACAGAGCAAAAGAAAACAGAAGUCUUACUUUUGUCGCAGAUUUAUUCAGCUGCUGUUCAAGCAGUUCUGUCAGGAAUCAAAAGCUACUCCUUCACCUCCAGCGCUACCAAGGCCAAGGAUGUAGCAGAGAACACCUUUCUACUGGCUUUGGACUCGAUGAAUUUAAGUCAGUACCGCAGUUCUCUCAGGUCGAAAUGUGAAUUCAGCAUACAAGCAGUGAAUAUGCAGGGAAGGAUCAUUCCUCUGACUGAUAAAGACAGCCGUUACGUAGUAAAAACAGCGUCCAUGACUGUCCAUGACAUCCCAGACCUGCAGUGGGACGGGGGCGACCUGGGCUCUGUGGUCUUCUCUGAAUCCUUCUUGGAGUCCGGCAUCAACAUUCAACAGAAAGACGGCACUCUGUCCUCAGACAGCUGCUACACCGUCCUGACUACAACUGUGCCUCGAUACGCCUGCUGGCUGAUGGAACCUGAUGUCAAGCAAUCUGAGCAAGCCCAACAUCUUGCUAAGAAAGAGGAAGGCACUUGUCUGGGAUCUGCUCUGACUGUAGCAGAUGCUGCGUAUGUGUUCUCCAGCAGCCAGCUCUCCACACCUGAAGAAGGAAAAAUCAUUUUCCUCUCUGAGGGACUGCUGUUCAUCCAUUCUCAAUAUGGAAGCAUUACACUGUCCAAAGAUCACAUCAGCACCAUCAAGUUCUAUGAUCCGGACUCCAGCGCUGUGGCGUCUCUCCUCGUGGAGUAUGACAGCAGCCUGCUCCCCCACCUCCCGUUCCCCCUCCACAGCGCUGACCGCUGUCUGGUCUUUGCUCUUCAGCCCAGGUCUAAGAGCCACAGGGCCUUCUACUCCAAGGUUUUGUCAGUGUGGCAAAAAUCUGACUCUGGACUUAAUCUGCAAAUGGUGGACCAAAAGCACCUGUCCUGGAACCAGAAAAACAUGCACAGCAGGCUGCAGAAGCUGCAUGACAGUCAGGAGCCACCAGUGGCCAAACGCAGAGGCAGCCUGAAGACUUCAUACUCCCAGCUGCCAGAGCAGGACAUGUUUGUUCAGCACUUUGCCUUGAGUAGUAUCGGUCAGGAGCCCAUCCUGUAUGACCACCUGGGGGCACUCUUCCCCUCUGCAGAGCUGAGGAAUCCAGUCACCAGUCAGGGAGACAAGGUUGUCAUAACCAUCAUCACUGGAUUACCAGGAAGCCAUAAGAAAAGGCUCUGCAAUUUCCUGGUCCAGUUGAACAAGGAACAUGGAAGGUGGGUGGUGUACAGGCCUGGUCCUGGCAGCUGUGACGGCUUCUCAGCCUCUCACCUGCAGCAGUAUUUGGCCAGCUUCCUGGAGAGCCAGAGAGGCCCUGGAGGCAAACCCCGUCUGUUGGUGCUCUCUCCUGGAUACACAGAUGUUCUGGAUGUGGUCCAGGCUGUGCUCUUCCACCCUGACCCAGUUGUCCAAGCGUGUUUCACCAUCGGCGCCGUCACUGCUUGUGUGGACCCGCUGGCCUCCUGCGUGGAGCACAGGUUUGCAUUUCCUAAACUCUUGGAGCAGUGCAGCCAAGGUAUUGUGAGCACCGUGGUGUUUACCGGGCUGACAGCAGAGCAGAAGCACCCUCUCAUGCAGCAUGUUCAGCAGCUGGUACGCUCUGCCAACCCCACCGCAGCCUUCAUACUGGCAGAGAGAGGAGCUGUCACCAGGAAUGAAGAUGUGAAUCUGAUAUUUUCUGAUAGCAGCUUCAGUGAGCCACAGAUGCUGAGAGCCCGUUAUGUCCUCUACCCUGGAUGGUGCAAAGGGCGCUUCUUCUCCGGUCGUGGGUCUCUGGUCCUCACCCAGCAGCGCGUGGCUUUCAGCCGGCCCCUCGAGAGGCCUCUAUUUGUCACCCGCUGUAAAGCGCUCAAGUCAUCACUAAGGACAAGCCCCUUCAGAGGAAACGUGUACAACGUUUGGGGGAAAGUCCGGUUUUCUGACUCAGACCAGCUGAUGGAGGUGAGCUACAACACACUGAGCGGGAGCCUCAGCAUGACCCCGGGCCCCAAAGAGACCAGCACGUCCUGCUGCCUGAUCUUUGAUGGUGUCGGCCUCACAGACGAUGGACUGAAGGACCUGCUCAGGCUGUGUGCCAAGCAGAGACAGAAAAAGAAACCUAAGAAGACUAAAAACACCCUUUCACCACAAGAAAUCAAGAGCAUACAUAUGACCCGGCACCUGGACCCACUACCACAAGGCUACUUCUACAACGGUCACCAAUAUAUGGACAUCUUUGGAGAAAAACUGAACCUCCAUCCCUACAUGGAAGAGUUUAUUAAGGAGUACCUCGCCGAGGCCAACAAAGAGGUCGAGCUAUUCAACCGUCAGCUGGAGCUGCAGGGACAGCCUGACCUGUUUGAUCCCUGAUAGAAUCUGUAUGUCCACUGCCUCCAUCUGUCUUAUUUAACACUAAGGGAACCACUGUGGGGGGGACAGGGAGGGCACAGGGCUUAUGUUCCAAACACUCAAUGUUUGGUCACACCACAGGAAGUCCGUUCAUUAUCUCCGUACGAUGUCACUUUGUUUCCUGAUUUGUUGUCAGUAGAAAGGUUGAGUGCAGAUGAGCUUUUAAAUAAUCACACAUAAAAGAAGUGGGCGGGGCGGUUUGCCUUAUUUCCUACAGUAACGCCACUAACUGUACAGUUAGGCAUCAUAUUUAUCAAAUGACUGUGACUAAUCGAUGCGGUCACCUCCGUUAAUCCAAAUUAAGACGUCUUCACCAAGAGAUGAGAGUUGCUGACAACUGCGGACGAAUCUGAAACAUAACGCAACACAAGACUCCAUCUUUAAACCAGUGCGAUUACGCCGCUAAGCCUGCGAGCGAAGAGACUUUCACAAUCGAAGGGAGUUUCCAACCGCACACUCUCCCGUCAGCCCGCGCGUUACUGUUUAUCACAGUUGGUAAAUGAAUGCCUAUUUGUGGACAGGCAUGGCUAGCCGUGUGAUUCUGGUGGGCUCCCUGGUGGGGUUUCUCAAGAAUCGCUCCUCCUCUGUUGUCACCCAAUCCGCGGCCCACCUGUUAUCUUGUAUGCAUGCCACGCUGCAGCAGAGGGAGCGCUUGGCCAUGGAGCUGUAAACAUUGGACAGCCUGCUGGCUGCAGACAACUGAUGAAUGAUGCCAUUAAUCACAUAGCUAAACGCCAUCCCAGUGCUUUAUUUUAAGACUCCUGAAGUGAAUCUAAUGAAAGUGCAAUAAAGCAGACUUCAGUCCUUGCAGCAAAGCUGAGGCCGUCCAGUACACAUUGAAACACUGAGGUAACGUGUCCAACACAAGCUGAAAGCACUCCGUUCUGUUCUUUAUAACGCUGCUAGUUAACAGAGAGAAGCUCACUGCAGCCAGGUGUGGAGCACUCAUUGCAUCAUUUUGGUCAAAAUGUUCUUUUAUGGUUGCAUUAGUUCAAAGUGUCAACAUUCCCGUGUUUUGUUUUUAUCUUGUGGGUCGGACAAGGGGAACAUGAGGAAAGACGAGUAGAGCCUUUAGUGACGGGUGUAAUGCUUUGUACGGGCGUUGUGACUUUAUGUCCUGUUUGAAUGAGUCGUUGUGCUACAGCUCGCUCUGCGUUCGUGUGUCACACUCAUGUCCUCUGCAUGUCUUCCUCUGGUCAGGGUUCCUACGCAGGUUUUAAAUGAGUUUGAUAAGCUGUGGGGCAUUUCCUGGGAAAACCUGCAUCGUCGUUAUUAGUGCAGCUGCACAUUUACCACUAUGUGAUAUGUAAGCAAAGAAGCGUUUCAAAGUAAAAGCGUGGUAAAUCAGCGCACUUUAGAAGUUGACGUGUGUAGGAACCCUACAGUCUCUGGAGCUUUGAUGGCUUUCAUUCAUUAUGGGGUCAGCAGUGUAACAUGAAGACUAAUUAACACGUUGUGGGUGAAUUGAUGCUGACAAAGGAACAUUUUAGUGCACAUAGAAUACGCACACAUGCUGCUGCUGCUACAACGGUACAAUAUAUUGCAUUGGCCUUUGUAGUUUUACCCCAAACACAAAUACCAGCUUGUAAUCACUGAGUACUCAGAGAGGAAGGGUGUUUCUGUUAAGAGCAUAGUCUAAGGCCUCAGCAGUGGAGGGAAGCGCUUGCUUUAGGUUCUUAUCUUGGAUAUUAUUAGAUCAGUGGUGACCUUAGUGUUGCCAUCACAGCGCUGGCUAUGUCGUGUUUUACAUGUCUGACUGUCAGCGCUGUCAACAGCCAGUAAGAAGAAUCAAUAAUGUAGUUGUCAGCUGGCAGGCAAAAGACAAGAGUGAUAACAUUGUUCGCAAGUUCUCUCUCUCCCGGACGACUUGUGAGUAUUCAAAUAAUCCUCAAUCUGAACUCAGCCUCACACUGCUGGCCCCAUCCGUCCUCUCGCCAAAGUCCGCUUUGAUCCCAACCAGCCACAGCGUCUUAUGCUAGAUGUGCCGCUGUCUCUUAGAAGAAUAGAAUGCAUAGAAUAGCACAUAGCCUCUAACAUGUAUUACCCCCGGCAUGAGGGGCUCACAUGGAGAAGAGGAGCCCACCCAAAGUUACUCAUUCCUCUCUUACACUCCUUCUCUUUUACUCUAUAAAAGAAGUGCAAUUGUACCUCGUGUUUUUAAAUAUAUAUAUAUAUAUUGUACUUACAGUACCCUCAAAAAGCUCUUUAAGGACAAAGCCUAGCAAACAGAUGAGCAGUCUCUCACAGCUUGGAUUCUUCUAGCUUUGACUGCUUGUAGCUCGCAAAACACCAUAAAGUGAGAUGCCACGCAUACAAAUGACAACAUAAUGCAGCAAACAGAUUACGGGGGGGGGGAUAAGUGGACCACGAUAAUAUGCAACAUUAAUCCUGUGUUGACAAAAUGCGUGAUGCUCUGUUUAACGUGUCAGGGUUGCUCUCUGUUGUGAGCAACUGUUGCUGUCGUUCUGUAGUUCCGUAAUACUGCAGAGAGUUCCCUUGAUUGACAGCGAAAUAGUUGCGAGGCUGACGUAUGGGAGACGAAAGGUUCCACAAACCUGCUCCACACGUCAAAGAGCAGCGAAGAGGAAACUAUAUUUGGCCAAGAGAUGACAAACGAGUCCUUAAAGAGCCGAGGGUUACGUAAGAUGUUUGUGAUAUUUAAAUGAAAUGACCACGAACACAUACACACGACUACUGCUACAAGUACGUCUACACUAUUCUGCAUGUGUUGAGAUGUCACGUGAAUAUGAUACCGCGUAUAUUCUCAACAAAAUUGCCUUUCACCAAACUGGUACAACAAAGAAAAAAUAAUCACAUUUAUUUUACAUAUCUGCUAACAAAUUAGAAUUACCUCGGACACGACAAAUAGUAUUUUUGUAAGACUGUGAAUUGAGAAUUCUAGAUGCAAGCAAAACGUCUCCUCUCGCAAAAGCAGAUGCAAAACAAACAAAGUCAAAAGAGAAUGUGAUCGGUAGUGAGACGUCGGGUCCGGUCCAGCAGUGCCUUGGCUCCGGCUAAGAACAGCAGAGAAUAAAGCUGCAUUCAGUGAAAGGAAUCCAUAGAGUCGCUCUCUAGAGCAAUGUGUUUUUACCAAGUCAGAGGGUAGAGCAGGCGAUGUCACACGGGGGGGAGGGCUCGGGGCGAUUCAGGUAAACUAACCAAAAACGAUGUUGGAACACGGGCUGGGUACCAUUCAGUUUGGAUGCUUCAACUGUAGACUUACUACUAUUUAACGCUGAGCUGCAAUAACUGUCUCUUAAUUAAUGAGAAGUAGAGAUCAGUCUUUGAUGCCCAGCCCGAGUUGGUAUCAGACAAAACAAAAAGAGCAUUGAGUUUGUUGGGUGACCCCCUACUUAUAUUGCACAUGGGGGGGGGCAAAGAGCCCUCCACAAGCCUCUCAGUGUGACCGCUACGCAGCCCUCUGGCUAACUGAGCACCCUGGUGUCUUCAUCCUGUGUGUGGAGGCGAGCCACUUUGUAGCUGAAGUUAUAGGACAAAAACAAAGUUUGGUGUUAAUUGGUUUUAUAUCGGGGGGGGGGUUCUUUUCUAGUUUUGAAGAUUGGCUCCGGUGUUCAAAAGGACCAACUGUGUGGAAUGUAUGCACUCCUUGAAGAAGUGGAUUUUUUAAGGUGUUUUGUGCUUAUUGGAGAGGGCGGCUUGGAAAUAAUGUUUAACCGUCCAAACAUUCCUCAGGCCUCGGGGGACGGCUGAUACUAAUUGUUUGGGCUGUUCUGUCCUAUCGAGGUUCAAAGGGAAUCACCUCACAGUCCUCACAGACAGAGAGACGUAUUUGCUCAGGUGUUCUUAUUAUUUCCUUUCCUGAGGUUACAUAUUUGCUCCAAUGAAACCCGAGUGUUACAGAAGAAGAUGGGGGUGAAAUUGUGGUUAAUAUCUUCUGUCUGUAGCUACGUACCGGCCGGCCGCGCAGUCGUGUACAAAAAACAAAGCGCAGGUUGUUAUCUGUGUCAAGUAACGGUGACGACUCAUGUCGGGAUGACAGAAUGAGAUCUGGGGGGAAAAGCAAAGGGCUCAUUUCUUCUCCUUUAUCUACAGGCCGUCCAAUGGAAGAAAUAACUCACUUCAGAAGUGCCAAACUGACUUCCACAUUUAGUUUUGAGGGUGUUCACAGAAAGUGAGCAGAAACUGAAUUGCAUUUGCACAAAAACUACUGUAACUUCUGUUUUUAUCCUGUGACUGAUGCUUUUAUAAUCUAACUGUUGUUUCUAUUGCACCACGUAUCCCAUUAAAUAUUUAUAUGGUU
Molecule: messenger RNA, 7857 nt
Organism: Anarrhichthys ocellatus (wolf-eel)
Lineage: Eukaryota; Metazoa; Chordata; Actinopteri; Perciformes; Anarhichadidae
Gene: dnaaf9
Product: dynein axonemal assembly factor 9
Exons: 37
Coding region: 126-3557 (1143 amino acids)
Source: RefSeq, a predicted model, not a curated record